AAUGCUCUCAUGGAUUUUUGCAACAAUAAGGACUUUUACAAUUGCUGUAGUUGUGCAACUUGCAUUUUUUCUGAGUUGAUAAAAAUUGGUGAGUGUAUCCUGAGCUCGUGGUGCACGGACGACGUCAAAGCUCUAUUAAUUACUUUGAUGAAUAAUCCUUAUUUGAAUCAGUUACGAGAUGAUAUUUGUAAACUUGUGGAGUUAAACAAAUCAAAAGACAUUCUUUACUCUAAAAUGAGGUUAUAUGGUUGUAUGGAUUGGAAUCUUGCUAGUGACAAACGGAAGCUUCUUUCACCUAAACAAAUGGAUGAAGUUGAGACCCGAGUUAUAAACUACUUAUCAUGUUUACCUCUAGUUUAUCAAAAGCUUUUUAUUCUCUAUGUUUUGGUUGGUAGCAGUCCGUCUAUGACAAGUUCCAUCAGCUCUGAACUUCAUAAAAGUUCACUACAAAAAGGUAAUUUUAAGACUCGAGAAUAUGAAUCUUCGAUACAACUGCCAUGGAAUAUCAGCUCAAAAAUUAAGUCAUUUGUUAACAAUCAAGAAAAAAAGGUUGCACGUAAGACAAAAGGUAGUUCUUCGACUGAACGUCAAUGUACGUCAUCACUGUUUCGAGUUGAUCCACACUUUAUGAGAUACACAUUAGUACCAGUGCCUGCAUGCCCAAUUCAGUUGAGAAGUAAAAUUUCAGGUGAACCAAAAUCUGGGUUAUUUGGGGAACCACCGGUAGUUACAGGUAGCAAUGAUAAUACAUGUACUCAAGGGACAAAAAUGCAUUUUGAUUCAUCUGAUGAUUGGAAUGAUUUAAUACGAAAAUCAUGGGAUUCAAUAUCGUAUGAAAUAAAACAAGCAUAUAAUAAGAUAAAAAUACGAUAUGCUUUGAUGUUUGAAAGAAAUAUCUACUGUGGACCAUUUAGCAUUUAUGUAUUAUUAGAAAGGCAACCAAAUCAACCAUUAUGCAAACGACGUGUAAUACAUGUAGAUAAUAGAAGUCAUUGGUUAGCUCAUUGUGAAGGACGAUCUCAACAACGUACAAUUAAAUUUAUAGAUAUUACUAUGAAGUCAUUUUGUGAAAAAUCCUCAUCUAAUUGUAUUCAUAAAAAAAAUUGUAAUAUUAAUCAAUCGGAUAGUAUUGCUGAAUUUAUGGCACAUUUAAAUCGUGUAUGGUUAAUUGGACAUGCUGGAAGUGUGAAAACAUUAUGGUUAGAUAUUAAACUUCAAAUUUUAUUAUCAGGUAGUUAUGAUACAAGUAUUCGUUUAUGGAAUCUAUCUGAUAGUAAUAAUAAUAAUAAUAAUCAACAUUGUUUAAAUCAACAAAGCAAUCUAAUAAAUCCUAUAAGUUUUAGAAAUAGUCGAUCAAAAUGUAUUAGAAUAUAUCAUGGUCAUACAGAUACUAUACUUUGUAUUUGGUUAGAUCAAACUAAAUUAUGGUCAAAAUAUAAUAGAACAUCUGAAAAACGAUCAUAUUCAUCUUAUCAUUCAAAUAAUAGACGUAAUAAUAAUAAUAAUAAUAAUCUAAGUGAUGAUGUUAAAAAAGAAGGAUUUCAAGGUACAUAUCAAUUUGCAAGUGGUUCCGUUGAUCGUACAUGUUGUAUUUGGAGAUUAGAUGAACAAAAACCAUUGUGGACUAUGAAACAUUCAACUCCAAUUACAUCAGUAGGCUUAAGAGGAUACAUUUGUACAACUGGUGAACAUAGUGGACGGAUAAAUGUAUGGAGAAUCGGCAAUAAAAAGCCCGUUUUAAUAAAGGCAUUAACUGGUCAUACUGAUGUUAUUACAGCAUUACGGUUUGACAAUUAUCAUUUAGUCACAUCGUCCAAGGAUAAAUCUGUAAAAAUUUGGUCUAUAAUUGGAGAAUUCUCCGACUGUAUAGGUACAUUAGUGCAUACUGGUGAAGUGUUAUGUGUUGAAUUGAUUGAUUUGAGAAUUAUAACUGGUUGUUCAGAUGGUCGUAUACGUGUAUGGAAUUUAUUAACUCAACACUGUCAAAGAAUAUUACCGGGAAAUUAUCGUCAUGAUCCAAUUAUAAGUAUUAUGCCAUUGGAAAAUCGCUUAAUUGUUAAUACACAACACAAUAUAUUAGCUUUAAAUUUUGAUACUGUAAAAUGGGAAUAUCAUGAAUCCGUUGAAGAUAAAGCAGAAGAAUUUUGGCUUAAAUCAAUUAAGAAUAAAUCAAAUCAACAGAAUAACAAUUCAUUACAUUCAAAGCCUAGUUAUGCUGAAUCAAGAUAUAUUAGAUCAUGUUUAAUUAAUUCAGCAGAUCCAAGAUUUUUUAAGCGAUCAAAUACGAUAGGUGUAAGGCAUAAAUCAGCUUGUCGAUCAUUAAGUGAACAUUCAAAGUCAAAUAGAAUGAAUAGAAUAUCAUCAGCAUCAUCGAUUCAAUCAAAUUCUGUUAGAUCCAAUGAUUUAUUACGAAAUAAUAAAAAGAAAUCUUAUGAAUUUGAAUUUUUAAUAUCACCACCAAUACCGGGGACAUAUGCGGUGAAGCAUAGUAUUAUAAAACGUCCUAAAUCAGCAUUUGCAGUUACUAAAGAAUUAAAACAAAAAGAACAUGAACAAUUAUUAUGUAAUCAUAAUAAUAAUUUAUUGAAUCAUUCAAUUCAACAAAAUAUUUCAACUGGAGAACAUCAUACAAAACAAGUAAAGAUAACCAAUAACAACAACAACAACAAUACUACUGCCACUACUACUACUACUACCACUACUACUACUACUACUACUACUACUACUACUACUACUACUACUAAUAAUAAUAAUAAUAAUAAUAAUAAUAAUAAUAAUAGUAAUCUUAUUGAUUAUUCAAAGUUAUUAACCAAUCAAUAUUUCUAUCAAUCAUCUUAUCAUAUAAAUCAAUUUAAAUAUUAUUUAUUAAAACAAAUUCAUUAUUUAAAAAAAAAUCAAUUUAAUAAUGAUAAUAAUAAUAAUAAAAGAAAUUUUCAAUCAAUAAAAGAUACAUAUAUUGAUCUUGAUUUAAAAUAUCAAAAUAAUAUAACAACUAAUGAUAAUCAAAUCGAUUCAUUCGAUAUAUUGAUCAAUGAUCAUUUUAAUGAAUCAUAUAAAACUAUGAUAAAAAUGCCUAGAUUACGAUCGAAUUCAGUUCCUUCAAUAAAUAGAAAGUAUAUUUCAAACAAUCAAUUACUAUCAGAUUUUUCUAAUUUUAAUAUACAAUUAAAAAAUAAUUGGAAACAAGAUCAUAAUGAACAAUGUAUUAAUUUAAAUUCUAUUCAAUUACCAAAUGUUAUUGUAAAUUAUGAAACGAUUAAUUUAAAGAAGAAAUAAUCUAUGGAAGAGAAUCUUUCCUGGAAGUAAAGUGAGGAACAAUUAAAUAAAAGCAAGACUGUUACAGGAAUACAAUAGUUUCGAUGUAUUUGAACGAAUAAUCCAUAAAAAAACUUAAUUACAGUUUAGUAACUGAUUAUAAGAAAUUUUUCUCUUUUAUCUUUUUAUUUACUUACAUCUGUUACUUCCGAUAGAGCAUAGGCGGCCAUCGAUCAGAUUUAUUUGCCUAUCUUAAGUUUACCUCCUAUUAGUUUUAAUAUGACACAUUUUACAUGGUAUGUACUCCGAAUGGAAUGUAUAUUUUUAGGAUAAUAAAAUGAAAAUGAAUAGAAAAAAAACGUAAAUAGAUUACUCCCAUCUUUUAUUUUUAAUGAUAAUUUAUAGAAUAUCUGAAAUGAAUAUAUUGUUUUUGUUAAGUUGUACAAAUGAAUUGUUGGUUAACGUUUUUUUAGCGAGUUAUUUUUCUACGGGGUGGGGUCACUAACCCCAUGCCCAACCCUCCUCUUUUAUCCGGGUUUGGGACCGGCAGUAGCCCCAGCGGGGCUCCAGGUGGAAUUACAAAUAAAUUGUUACUAUGGUUUAAUUAAUGACUAUUAGUCCAGUUACAAAAAUAUAUCUCCAUUCAAAGUUAACAAUUACUCAAUUUCAUUAAAAGUGAUUUUUUUUAUAUUUUUUAAAAAUCUUUAUGUUGAAUUUCACUAUAUGAUCAGUGUAAUCGUUGACUUUAUUUAUGGAAAUUUGUCUAAUUUAUUUAAAUGAAUGUCAGCUGUGACGUUUUAUGCUCAUCAGAUAAUUUUAAGAAGUGACUUGAAUUAUUUUGUGUGAACCGUUGAAUUCAAAAAUCAAAGUGGUCUAAACUGUCAUACUAGAUGUGCGACUUUUAGCUGACCAAUUUCAUGUUAAUUUAUGCAUUUAUCAACGAGAGGCCGAUUGUUUUGUUACAGAUCUUAUACUAC
Messenger RNA from Schistosoma spindalis, 4232 nucleotides. The record is from the annotation of a GenBank genome assembly. Lineage: Eukaryota; Metazoa; Platyhelminthes; Trematoda; Strigeidida; Schistosomatidae.